GGGUAUUUGAUUUUUUCACUGAUUUGUUCCAUGUUUGACAUAUUUAGUGUUUAGUGAUUAAUGACAUAACCUUACAUUAUUUAAAAAUGACUGAAAUAAAUAAUAAAAAUUUCGAAGAAAACUUCCCAGAAAUAAAAAAGGCUCUAGAUCAAGCAAAGUUUGUGAGUGUGGAUUUAGAAUUCAGUGCGCUUUAUCCAUUAAAAGAAUAUAGUCCAAGUUUAUUUGAUACACCGAAAGAAAGAUAUCAAAAAAUAAGGAAAAAUGUGCAGCUGGUAGUCCCUAUACAAGUUGGUUUAACAGCUUUUUCGUUUAAUCCUGAUACAAAUAGUUAUCUAGGUACCAUUUAUAAUUUUUAUAUUAUUCCAGCUUCAUUUCCUUUUAUAAGAAAGAAUUGCUUAUUUCAGUCCGACACUCUGAGUUUUUUGAAAUUUUUUGAAUUUGAUUUUAAUAAGUUCGUUUAUUCAGGAAUUCCAUAUAUCAAUAAAGAUGAAGAACAAGAAUUAAGACAAAGAUUUAAAAACAAUGACAUUACAGAUGUACAAAGUCUAUUUAGGCAAGAGUUGCAAAAUAUUUUUCACGAUCAAGGAGAAAAAAUUCGAAAUUGGUAUGCGACUGCAAAUAUUGGAGAAACAUUAGCAAUACCAGAAUUUUACCAAGUGUCGAAAGAUAGUGAUGAAUUUGUUUAUUUUAUUCAUAAAACAAUAAGAGAUCGGUUUAAGAAUGUCUGGACUAGUGUCAAAAAUAACGAAUUCGUUUUAAAAAAAGUUACUAGUGAAGAAUUUAAAAAGUUACAUCAACUUUAUAAUUUAGAAGAAGAAUGUAUUAAAAACCUAUUAGGAUUCAGCAGAGUUUUUAGAUAUUUGGUGUCAUUGCAAAAACCUCUGAUAGGGCAUAACUUAAUGCAAGAUCUUUUGUUAAUGAUAGAAUGUUUUGAAAAAUCGCUACCUCCAUCAUACGAAAGUUUUAAAAAAACCGUCAAUACACUGUUUCCAAAAAUAUUCGAUACAAAAUCUAUUUUAUACAAUAUUAAAAAAAAUGUUCCUGAAGAUAAAAAAAUUGAUGAUAAAAGUCUUAAAGAUACAUUCGAGUACUUCAAGGACGGCAUUGGAAGACAUUUGGCUCUCAAUUCUCCUGCUAUAGAAAAUAACUGUAAUGGUACUUAUAAUAAGUAUCACGAAGCUGGAUGGGAUUCGUUUUGUGCCGGAUAUAUUUUUAUCAGAAUGGCGUAUUUUAAUCUCUAUCAACAAUAUCCGAAAUCAAAAAGGUACAUGAGUGGCGAACUUAUAGCCGGACUUGAAUUCUGUCAAAAUAAAGUCAACGUUAUUCGAGGAGCUGUGUCUUCCAUUCAAUUAGAUGGGGAAGAUCCAGCUUCGACCAGACCUCCGUAUUUAGUUGUAGAGUCUUUAAAAAAUGCUCCAAUAAACAUUCAUCAGGUAUCAUCAGUAUUAAGUUCUUUUGGGUUUGUAGAAAUUCGGAAAUUUCCAUAUCAAAAUAAGAGGGCGUUAAUCGCUGUAGAUAAUUUUGGAAGUGCUAGACGAAUUUUACAAAAUUUUAAAUCAAGCAAGGAAUAUCAAGUCAGACAAUACAGUGCCUUGAAACACUCACCUGUAAUUAGAGCUUGUUUACUAAGUGGAGUGACGAUAUCAGGCGUAAUUUUAUUAUGGAUUACUCAUUCAGCUUUAAAGAAAUAGUUUUUAUAUUAUACAUUUUUAAUAUUUUAUUAUGAAAUUAAAUUCUUUCUGAUUUG
Molecule: messenger RNA, 1747 nt
Organism: Diabrotica balteata
Lineage: Eukaryota; Metazoa; Arthropoda; Insecta; Coleoptera; Chrysomelidae
Source: the annotation of a GenBank genome assembly